Molecule: messenger RNA, 5070 nt
Organism: Lepisosteus oculatus (spotted gar)
Lineage: Eukaryota; Metazoa; Chordata; Actinopteri; Semionotiformes; Lepisosteidae
Gene: tlr2
Product: toll-like receptor 2
Biological process (GO): immune response; inflammatory response; toll-like receptor signaling pathway
Cellular component (GO): plasma membrane
Molecular function (GO): triacyl lipopeptide binding; transmembrane signaling receptor activity; protein binding
Source: RefSeq, a predicted model, not a curated record
GACAUAGACACCCGGUGCCGUACACGUCCAAGCUGCAUAAUGGUCUUUCUGUAUUGCUGAGCUCUGUGCCUCCUGUCUCUCUUGGUGCUGCCUCUUCUGACUGAGCUCAGUGGGCAGUGCACUAUUUUCUCAGCCACCUGCUGAUCUGCUUCACACCAUGGGAAGACGGGAUAAUGUUAUUUUUUCUGUGUGAAACACUUGUUGUGUAAUACAAUGUAAGCCUAAUCAAUCAAGUCAAUCAAAUAAGUUGGUAGAAAAUUAUUACUCUUCUUAAAUUUCACUUGGGCACCAAAAUACAACCAUGAGAUUAAAAAAUGUCUAGAUACUGUGGAAAUGAUAACCCUAACCACAGCUGGAGCUUAAACUGAUCAAUUCUUUAAUCUAUGAAUCCCUCCAUUGAUUACAUUUGAAAAGGUUCCUCAUUACACAAAAUAUGUGCCUAAAACCAUCAAUUCCUUUUGUAAAAACUCUUGUAAAUGCAUCUGAUUCAAUUAUAUAUCUUCUUUAGGCAAAUAUUCAAUCAGCUGUAAAUCGCCUUAAAUAUGGUAUUUAAAUGAUCAUGUAUUUAAAGCCAGUAUAGUUUUUAAGGUUACAGGAACCCAAUUGUGACUCUGUUUAUACUCCUGCUUCAACUUGAAAAGGCAAAAUUGAGACAGCUUACCAAAAUGGAACGGGUUUCCUUAACGCUUUUAUUUCAUGUUACUUCUGUAAUUUCAAUUCCGGAACUGUUCAAUAGAAUCUAAGCAGCGAAAUCUAUUCAGAAAAAAAUAAAGUAAGGGAAAAACGUCUUCCUGAAGUUCACUUGGGCCCCAAAAUGCAGCCACAUGGAACACAAAUCUCUUCGUACUAUGGCUAACUCUAACCCUAGCAGGAGUUUAAACCAAGCGGUUCUGCAAUCUGUAUAUGCAGCCCACCAUUCAUCAAAUUUGAAAAAAAUCCUUACUACACAUAAUAUGUACCUUAAACCAUCAAAUCCAUUCCUUAAAAUGAAAAUUAAUCUGAUUAAAUAAUGGAUCGUAUUGAAAAGACCACGUAUUUCAGGCCAGUCAAGGGUUAGGGUUACAAGAUUCAUCAAAUUGUGACUCUGUUUAUACUUCUAGUUCCACUUGAAAUCACAAAAUUAAGAUACUUAAGAAUUAAGGUAAGUUUACCAGACUGAAAGGUUUUCACUUGAGGUUUUCUGCAGAAUCAUGUUGUUUUGGCUAAGCUACUAGUGCGUUCAGAGUAACUAUUCAACUUUUACUUCACUCAUCUUAGUGGUUGCAUUUUAAAUGACUAAAUUAAGAUAAUUCUCUAAAUAGAAUCCAUUCAAUCACAGGACACAGACACAUUUCCACACAAUUUAAAGACUAAGGUAGGAGAAAACUGUCACAAACACAGAACAUCAAAACAACAUAAAAGUCCAAAAUCAAGACCAGAUCUUAAGCUAGCUACCAUACCACUGUGCAGUCCCUGUAGAGUACAGUAAAAUAAAAAAAUAUAUAACUUUCAAGAGGAACCUUGAAGUUCUCCUUAAGAUAUAAAUGUGCUUUUACAUGAUGAUGAAGUUAUUUAAAGAAUCGUAAUGCAUUUUAUUGGUUCUUCCCCUAAUUUGUGGAAACAGUUACCAGAAAUCUAAAUGUGCAUCCUGUUUUGCUGCACAACAUUACAGUAACUAUCAAAUUUCCAGUACCUUCUCUGAACCACAAGGGCAACCCACCACUAAAUGUGUCUUUGUGCAUUUGCAAGAAAAGUGAAGAAAGCUUGGGAGGUAAUGUUUAAAUGAUCAAUAUCUAUAUUUGAAAGCUGUGUUUGUGCAUGCUUCAGGUGCAAUAUAGUUAAUAUAUUUGACUUUGAUCAGCCUGUGACAAAAAUAACAAACACUGAAGUGGAGAAUAGUAGCAAGAGUCCUUAAAAAGGUUUGCCACAAUGGGAGUUCUGUUCAUCAAACUAUGCAAACUGUUCCUUGUGUGCCUUUUCACAGGUUACAGUGCAAUAUGUGGGAGGCACAACUGUCACCUUUGUGACGAAAGGAGUAUUUGUGAUUGCUCUGCUGAAGAACUGCUGCAAGUACCUAAUUUGCCCAUGAAGAACAUUUUAGUUCUCAAUCUUUCUUUUAAUAACAUUGAAAUUGUCACCGAAACAGACUUCAAAGUUUGGACAGAGCUCAAAGCAUUGAGCUUACAGAACAACAAGAUUCACUCAAUUCAUGAAAAAGCUUUCAGAUUUCCAAAAAAGCUGGAAUACUUGGACUUGUCCUACAACCAACUGGGCAAUUUAUCACCAUCAUGGUUUAAUGAUCUGGUCUUAUUACAGCACCUGAACAUUUUGGGAAAUAUCUACAGAACAUUAGGUCAAGGCUUUAUUUUCCAGUCAUUAGGUGGGCUAAAGAGCCUGAAAUUUGGAAAUCCAUCUUUCAAAGCUAUAUCUAAUAAAGACUUUGUUGGGAUCCAGAAGCUUGAUGAUAUGGAGUUACAUGGCAGUCACCUGAAGGAAUAUGAAAAGGGCAGCUUCAGGCAUAUAAAACAUAUUAGCCACGCUAUUUUGAGCAUCCAUGGCCCAUUCGAGAAUGAUGGAGUUUUAAUACGAAAAAUGUUGAAGGAUCUUUCAAACUGUACAACUCACUUGGAAUUGAAAGAUAUAGAGUUAACCCUUCCAAAUUCAGUACAGUCAUUUUCUGAAAUUUGUCACGCAGGGGUGAAAAAGUUAACAUUCAGAAAUGUCUCUUUGUCAGACGAAGCUGUAGAUGACUUCAUUACAGUCACAAUUAACUCAGGGCUGUCUUAUUUAGGUAUAGAGGAUUCUCGGCUGUCCGGUAAGGGUGCCUGGAAAAAAGCUAGUAAAAUUAAACCUGCUCUAAAGGCUCUUAAACUAGAAGCUGUGAAUAUAAAAAAUUUAGAAAUUACAAAUUUCUAUGCAUUCACUUCUUUUCUUGAUUUCCGGAAUUAUCUGCAUUCUCUGAAAAGAGUGACUAUCAUUGACAGCAAAGUCUUUUUGAUACCCUGCCUAACAUCCCAGAGUUUUCAAAGUCUCGAAUAUUUGGACCUCAGUGGAAAUCUGCUCACUGAUUAUGCCAUGAAAGAAAGUGCAUGUCAUGGAAAUGGGACAUGGAAAAACCUUCAAUAUUUAAAUUUGAGUAAAAACUCUUUGAAGUUUCUAGGACAAUUGAGUCAAUUACUCACUAAUCUCAACAAGCUUGUUUCUCUAGACAUAAGCCAAAAUACAUUUUUUGACGUGCCUGAGAGCUGUAAUUGGCCUCCAAAUCUCCAAUAUUUAAACCUUUCUACAUCCAAAAUUCAACUAUUAACACCCUCUAUUCCACAGAGUUUACACAUUCUGGAUUUAAGCAACAAUGAUCUGACUGUCUUCACAGUUAAAUUACCUUUGCUCAAAGAGCUCUAUGUGUCAGGCAACAAGUUCAUGCAAAUGCCUGAUGGAAGACUGGUUCCAAGCCUUGAAGUGCUCUCAAUUACAGGAAACAAACUCAACACACUUAAUAUGAAAAAUAUAAAAGCCUUUGAGAAACUUGCACUUUUGGAGGCUGGCAAUAACAAAUAUGUAUGCUCUUGUGAAUUUGUGCCAUUCAUGCAAAAGGACAUUACACACAUGGUGAAACUGAAUGACAGCCGUCAGGACUAUGUAUGUGACUCACCUUCUGUGAUGAAAGGACUGCUGGUCUGGGAUAUACAUCAUUCAGUCUUUGAAUGUCAUAUGAUGAUAUCUUUGGCAGUAAUGUGCACAGGCAUUCUCUUUGUGUUUUUUAUUAUUGUGAUCCUUUGCUACAAAUUUCAUGUACUUUGGUACCUAAGAAUGACAUGGGCAUGGAUUCAGGCUAAAAGAAAGCCCACCACCAGAGUCAAUAAUAUUUACUAUGAUGCCUUCAUUUCAUACAGCGAAAGAGAUUCUGAGUGGGUGGAGAACUACUUGGUCAAUGAAUUAGAAAGUACACAACCACCUUUUAGACUUUGCCUUCACAAACGUGACUUUCUUCCAGGAAAAUGGAUCAUGGACAAUAUAAUCAACUCUAUAGAGCAAAGCCAGAAGACUCUUUUUGUUCUUUCCAAGCACUUUGUCAGUAGUGAGUGGUGCAGGUACGAGUUGGAUUUCUCCCACUUCCGACUUUUUGAUGAGAACAAUGACACAGCCAUAUUAAUUCUAUUGGAACCAAUCCCAAAGGAAACCAUUCCAAAGAGAUUCUGCAAGCUGCGCAAACUCAUGAACUCUCAAACAUAUCUGGAAUGGCCUGAAGAUGAGGCACUACAACCCAUAUUCUGGCACAACCUUAAAUUAGCAAUAAAAAGAGAGGAAUUCAAUCUACGCUAACUUUAAAAUGAAAUAUUUUCUUUAACAUUACAAAGAACAAAAAUACAGUUUUAUUAUGAACAUUCAAGGUAAAGAGUGUUAUAUACAGUGAUUCUAUAUAAAUGCAUACAUACAUUUUACUGUUUCUCCUUUUAGGCCUACAGAUUUGCAAAAUACAAAUCUUGUUGAAUAAAUCUAAGCUCAGAAUCAUACAUUUUUAAAUGUUACUAUCAUCUUAUUAUUUCAUUUUAUCAUGAGUGAACCGUUAUUUAACAAUUUAAGAUUUAAUUCCUCAAAGUUUGGGAUAUUAUACUAUACAGGUUACUUGUACAUUAAUGUCUUUCUUUGCUCCUCUGUUAAUGUAGUGACAGGGUAUUCAACUCACGUUUCCCAUCUGUUCCAUUUCAGUAUUUUAAUACAACUGAUCCCUUAAUUGUUAUGCUGUAUUGAUUUAGUGGAAAUGAUCAAUUAAAUAAUUAAGGAGCCCAUUGUAACAAAAUGGGAGGGCCACACUAUGAAAAGCCCUAGUGUAGAGAGUUAGACAUACCUGCUCUGAACAUUUCCCAGCAGGCUUUGUAGACAAGUUGCAUAUUAUACUGAAUUCUUGGAGUAAAUGUCCAAAUAAACAGAGAAGACCUUUCCUUAACUAAUAAUUCCAAACAUAGAAUGUUUCACCCCAGCUCACAAUUCGCAAUACUUAUUGAGAUUGACAAUCAUUCAUUUUCAGAUCUUGCAUUUUUUGUAACAUUAAUUGUUGCUAUCAGCAGUUUUUGUUGUAUUUACAGCAAU